AUGACGCCCCCCACACUACCAUUACCCCGGGGUUGCGGCUACCCCAUGACGCCCCCCCACCACCCAUACGGGGUUGCGGCUACCCCCAUGACGCCCCCCACACUACCAUACCCCCGGGGUUGCGGCUACCCCCAUGACGCCCCCCACACCACCAUACCCCGGGGUUGCGGCUACCCCCAUGACGCCCCCCACACUACCAUACCCCGGGGUUGCGGCUACCCCAUGACAAUACCCCGGGGUUGCGGCUACCCCAACGCCCCCACACCACCAUACCCCGGGGGUUGCGGCUGCUCCCCAUGA
This is a messenger RNA of Penaeus vannamei (Pacific white shrimp), 300 nucleotides long. The record is from RefSeq and is a predicted model, not a curated record. NCBI's taxonomy places the organism in Eukaryota, Metazoa, Arthropoda, Malacostraca, Decapoda, Penaeidae.